CGGUAUUGGUGUCGGAUUGUUGGUUUCCUUUCCAUAUGUCAAAAUAAGUCAAACACGGACACUUUCGCUUUCGCUAUAAUUUUUCGUAAUAAAGUAUUUAUUCCUUUAAAGUCAUGCUUAAGACCUUUACCAGUUGCAUUAAAUAAGAAACUUCAUAAAGCGUGUAGUUUAAAUCAAUAAAAUGGAAGUGACGGGUGGUGCUGAAGAGGGUUUCGUAAGGGAAUGGGCCCCUUGUUCGCAUAUUUUAAAUUUAAUUCCUCCGAGAAUACAGACUGGUAUAUUUUCCAACGAGCUGUGUUUAACAUGUGUGGACGCGGUGAGCGAGUACAUAGCGCUGGGCACGAACGUGGGGCUGGUGUACUGGUACGACCGGAAGAAAGGGAACAUACAGAGACUGCGGUGCGAGGCGUCAACAUCUCCAAUAACAUAUGUGAAGAUAGUAAGCACAGUUGACUACAUGGUCGGAGCCGGCAAUGCAGCUGGUCAGGUCACCGUGUUCCAGAUACCUAAGGAACACCCUGAGAAUGUUCCGGAAUCAUUCAAGCCUAAAGUGGAACCUAAGGUUGAAAGGUACACAAUAGGAGAUCUGCACAAGAGUAAAAUCACAGCGAUCGAGUGGUCGAAGAACGGCAUGCGACUAUUCUCCGGCGAUAAGAACGGCGUCAUCAUUAUGACUGAAAUCGACUUUUAUAUGCAUCUUUGCAAAUCAAUGGAGAUUGUGAACGAGGAGCACGAGAUAGUUCAGAUGAGCUACUACCAGAACACGUUGCUGGUGUCCAGCGUGUACCGCAGCAUCGUGUGCCAGCGACGAGACGCGCGCUGGCACGUCAACCAGCUCGGCAAGAAGGAGCGCAAGAGGUCAGUCACACACUCACUAUGUAGUCACGUACAGAACACGUUGCUGGUGUCCAGCGUGUACCGCAGCAUCGUGUGCCAGCGACGAGACGCGCGCUGGCACGUCAACCAGCUCGGCAAGAAGGAGCGCAAGAGGUCAGUCACACACUCACUAUGUAGUCACGUACAGAACACGUUGCUGGUGUCCAGCGUGUACCGCAGCAUCGUGUGCCAGCGACGAGACGCGCGCUGGCACGUCAACCAGCUCGGCAAGAAGGAGCGCAAGAGCCUGUGUGCUCUGGGCGCGGUGUUCCAGCACUCGUACGCUCGCGGCGGGCCCGCCAGCGCCUACUGCGCCCGCGCCGGCCUGCGCCUGUGGCGGGCCGACGCUCAGGGGAAUGUGCUGCAGACCUUACUGUUCAAGGAGGCGAUAUCAAACCCAUUAACAAUAGCGGAGCUCCUAAACCCUCGUUCACACAAGCCGAGUACCCCGAUAGAACAUAACCUGGGUCCCCUGCAUGUGUUCCGGGAACAUUUCCUCGUGUCACACAACGACCACGUACUCUAUAUCCUCGACCCGAGGUCACUUACUGCCGUCGCCGUCGUCGAUGACCUUAGAAGAAUUCUGUCAGUAUCAGUGAACAAGGACGAGAUAUUCGUCCUGGAAGGUCCGCGGUCGCUCGUCCGCCUCGCGCACGCGCCCGAGCCCGCCGCCAUGCUGCCAGAGGAGCCGAUAAACAUGAUGACGAAAUCCCUAACGACGUCUAUCCAGCAAGCCGUGAACACUGUCCGAGACUUGACACACCUCGACCAGACCGUGCCCUACAUAUCCAGUGUGCUCGAACAACCCAUCUCCAUGUUCACGAAGAACGAGCUCAUUGAUACGGGAGCCGUCGCCAGCGCUGAGGAGUGCUUCGAACUUCCCCCCAUCAAACACCUCCCACUCGAUCUCUCGGAGAACGUUCUCGAAUCUAUCGUCAACGAGUUCCGAGACGUCUCCAGCGACGCCGAAGAGAUUAGACGAGUCAAAACAGAAGAAUUGCAAAGAAAGUUGAAGUUGUAUAACAGUAUAAUGGAGAAGAAGUAUGAUGGGGAGUUGAUACAUAGUAGUAGGCGGAGUCGGCGGCGUGAGGGCGGGUCCGGGGGGAGUACACCGCGGCUGGCCACGCCUGUCAGGAAGCCGCCUGAUACUGUCAGCUAUACCAGCCCCUGUGUUAUGAAUAUUAGUGUUUACGGAAACAUACCUCAACAGAACGACGAACUCCUGGAGAAGCAGAUAGAAGAAAAAGAGAAGAUCCUCGCCAAGAUGUUAAACCUGGAGUCGCUCUCCAUCGACAGCCCGAAGCCCGAGGCGCAGUCCCCGCCGGCCCCCGCGCCCGUAUUCCGACAAAUCGACAUACAACCCGCGGAGGUACCCAAACCUGUGCACAAAGUCACUAAAACCCCCAUUAAAGACCCCAAUCCCAUAGAUCUAGUCCCCAAAGUAGUCCAAUUACCCAACACCUGGAAUUUGGAAAGUAUAGAACUGAAAUUGGACUCGAAACACAACGGUUUCAAAGACCGGUCGUUGCUAUCUCCCGAUGAAAACUUGGACAGCGAGUGGGAAAUAAUCUGAUACAAAAUGAUGUCCAAGUCUGGUUUGUUUUACACCUUAUGAAGAUACCAGAUUUUUGUUGUACAAUCCUGCUUUUAUAUUUAGUAAAAUUGCAAUAGAUUUGGGUAAUCUCUAACCGAUAUUAUUUGUUCCUAUAUAAAUGGAUUGUACAGCUGUAAAAGAAUCUUUAGUGUCUUAUGAUUAGUAUUUCUAAUUAAUAUUUACAAGAUACUCUGCCGUUAUGAUAAAACGUUUCACAAAGACAAACCUUCAAGUGUCCUGUCAUGUUGUCGUCGACCACAACAAGCCUUGAACUUUUAUAGGAAGGCUGAUAUUUAAAGGGGUAGUUAAAAAAUACUCGUAUCCAGUUUUCACUACUCAUAACGGCGGGAAAAUCGAUAAACAUAAGUAUUUAAGCAAUGUUUUCUAUACUCACAUAAUUAACACAAUUUGUAGCUUUUGUGAUUUUUCACCUAAAUUAAUUAAAUUUAAUUCGCAAUUGGUGCAAAUGCAUCAGUGUGUAAUAUUGAUAUUAAAAAAAUAUACACCUUUAAUAUAUCGUGGAUCAAACUUAUGAGUAAGUGAUAGUUUAAAUAUGUAUUAAUGCAAAUUAUAGGAUAUUUGUCGCCAUUCAUAUCACAACAAAAUCUAAAAGCAACUA
This is a messenger RNA of Helicoverpa armigera (cotton bollworm), 3089 nucleotides long. Its product is annotated as WD repeat-containing protein CG11141. The transcript is spliced from 9 exons. Gene Ontology annotation, molecular function: protein binding. Bases 182 to 2449 code for a protein of 755 amino acids. NCBI's taxonomy places the organism in Eukaryota, Metazoa, Arthropoda, Insecta, Lepidoptera, Noctuidae. The record is from RefSeq and is a predicted model, not a curated record.